Messenger RNA from Panicum virgatum (switchgrass), 2297 nucleotides. RefSeq names its product probable glycosyltransferase At3g07620. Gene Ontology annotation, molecular function: glycosyltransferase activity. The record is from RefSeq and is a predicted model, not a curated record. The coding region runs from base 146 to 1837 and encodes 563 amino acids. The transcript has 7 exons. NCBI's taxonomy places the organism in Eukaryota, Viridiplantae, Streptophyta, Magnoliopsida, Poales, Poaceae.
UGCCGAGACACACGCGGACGGCACUGGAACCCCUCGCCGACGUGUCGCCGCCCCCCGCGGCCCGCCCUACUCCGCCGUCCGCCCUGUCCUCCCAGCGGCCAGCGCCGCCGUCCGUACCACUUCUCCUGCGGCUGAAUCCUCCGCAAUGCCGCACCACGCCACCCCUCUGCAUCCUCCUGCGGUGCGCAAGUUCCUGUCCCGACCCCGCGUGGUCGCGGCCUGCGCGGCUGUCGCGGCGCUCGUGCUCCUCCUGUCCGCCGCCCCGGCCGCGGAGGAUCCCAGCCGGUGGCACUCCUACCUCGUGGGCCCUCUCCCCGGCGGGACCCGCGAGGAGACGGUGGUGGCCGUGGUGGGAAGCUUCGCGGGCGCCGCCGCCGCCUCGCCUUCAGCCGCCGGAGCGCCUCUUUCUUCCCUCGGCGAGAGUAAUUUGUCAGGCGAGAUUGAACCAACACCAGCCCCUUCUAUGGUUUUGGUCCCGGCACCUUCGCCUGCAGAGAAUUUUGAUGAUGGUUCAAUGGAGGAACCCGAACGUCCUGAGAUAAAGGGAAAUCCACCAAAAGAUCCAGCUCCUCUUCUCCAAGAGCCCAUUUCUACUGGUUUGCCUACAAUGAGCUCUGAUGUCAAUGGAGAACAUGACAUGGACAGAAAACCUGUUCUGCCUCUAAGGCUAGAGCAGGCACCACUUUGGUCAACAGCAGCUGACAAAGAGCUUAUAUAUGCAAAGAAAGAUAUCACCAAUGCACCAUUGACAUUGGAUGACCCUGAUCUAUAUGCACCCCUGUUCCGGAAUGUGUCCAUGUUUAAAAGGAGUUAUGAACUGAUGGAGAGACUUCUCAAGGUUUUCAUAUAUCAUGAUGGAGCAAAACCUAUUUUUCAUUCUCCAGAAUUGAAAGGCAUCUAUGCAUCUGAGGGGUGGUUCAUGAAAUUGAUGGAGGCAAACCAAAAUUUUGUUGUGAGAGAUCCAAAUAGAGCCCAUUUAUUCUAUCUCCCAUAUAGCUCUCGUCAACUGGAGCAUAAUCUUUAUGUGCCUGGCUCAAAUAGUAUUGAGCCCCUGUCUAUCUUCAUCAAAAAUUACAUUGACAUGAUCUCUGCCAAGUACCCAUAUUGGAAUAGGACAAAAGGAGCUGAUCAUUUUUUUGUUGCUUGUCACGACUGGGGGCCUUACACAACCAAAUUGCAUGAUGAAUUGCGGAAGAACACAAUUAAAGCUCUCUGCAACGCAGACCUCUCUGAAGGAAUUUUUAUACGUGGUAAAGAUGUUUCCCUUCCAGAAACAUUUCUUAGAGCACCAAGAAGACCUCUAAGAGAUAUUGGGGGGAGACCAGUUGCGCAGAGAACUAUCCUUGCCUUCUUUGCAGGGCAGAUGCACGGUCGAGUUCGACCUGUACUUCUCAAGUGUUGGGGCGACAAGGACGCAGAUAUGAGAAUAUACAGUCGGCUGCCACACCGAAUCACUAGGAGGAGGAAUUAUGUUCAGCAUAUGAAGUCGAGCAAGUACUGUAUCUGUCCCAUGGGAUACGAGGUAAAUAGCCCAAGGAUAGUUGAGGCAAUAUACUAUGAGUGUGUUCCAGUAAUAAUUGCCGAUAACUUUGUGCUUCCAUUCGACGAUGCACUCAACUGGAGUGCGUUCUCUGUGGUAGUACCAGAGAGGGAUGUACCUAAACUGAAGGAGAUCCUGCUUGCAAUACCCAAGAGUCAGUACAUCACCCUGCAAUCAAAUGUGAAAAGGGUGCAGAAGCAUUUUCUGUGGCAUCCAAAUCCCAUCAAGUACGACAUUUUCCACAUGAUACUACACUCAGUUUGGUUUAGCAGAGUAAAUCAGAUGCAAAUCGAUUAGAACCUAAACCUAUCCUCCACAUACCUCAAUUUCAUGUGAUGGUUGGCUCUCUGCUGAUCCAUUUCUGGUGUGUGACCUUGGUCUGAAGGAAGCAGCUGAUGUGGUAUUAUUUGGAUGGUGGUUUGGUCACUGCAGCUGUUACUAAGGUUAUGAUUGGAGAUAGCAAUCUGACAAUAGAACCUGACAUAAUCUGUGGAUAAUAGACAGUUGCAUAUAGGAGCGGCUUAGAAUUUGUAAGUUUUGCAUUACUGGUAAUUUCUCGGAUGGAUCAAUUUGAUGCAAGUGUUGAGGAAAGCUGGUAAGCGAAGAUUGGUAACCAUGUGAAGACGUUCUUUUUCUGAAAGAUUCUAAAAUCCUUUCCUUCUUUUUAACUGGGGGACGGGAUAUGAUGCCGAGAUCUGGAAACAUUGUAACUGGCCAAAAAACAGGAAGAAAGCAAGUUUGCUUUUGUGAGGAGUAA